CGCUCCAUGCGGGCUCUGCCGGCUCCGUGCCUGCUCCGUGCCCGCUCCAUGCGGGACCUGCCGGUUGCGGGAUGAGCCCCUGGCAGCAGCGCCCGCCCAACGCCAGCGCGGCCGGCGGGCCGGGCCCGCGGGGGAACGGCACGGGCCGGGCGGCGGAGCGCGGCAGCGCCGUGUCCGUGGCCAUCCCGCUGACCAUGAUGCUGACGGGCGUCGUGGGCAAUGCCAUGGCCAUGCUGCUCGUGUCCCGCAGCUACCGCGCCAAGGGCAGCCGCAGGAAGCGCUCGUUCCUGCUGUGCAUCGGCUCCCUGGCGCUCACCGACAUGCUGGGCCAGCUGCUCACCAGCCCCAUCGUCAUCUCCGUGUACCUGUCGGGCCGGCCCUGGGCGGCCAUGGACCCCUCGGGCCGCCUCUGCGACUUCUUCGGCUUCAGCAUGACGGUGUUCGGGCUGUGCCCGCUGCUGAUCGCCAGCGCCAUGGCCGUGGAGCGGGCGCUGGCCAUCCGCGCCCCGCACUGGUACGCCAGCCACAUGAGCCCGCGGGCCACCGAGCGCGGCCUGGCCGCCAUCUGGGCCGCCGGCGUGGCCUUCGCGCUGCUGCCGCUGGCCGGGCUGGGCCGCUACGCGCUGCAGUGGCCCGGCACCUGGUGCUUCAUCAGCACGGCCGGCGGCAGCGCCUUCGCCGCCGCCUUCGCCGCGCUGGGGCUGCUGUCCCUCGUGGUCACCGGCGCCUGCAACCUGGCCACCAUCGAGGCGCUGGUGUCGCGCUGCCGCGCCAAGGGCGGCGCGGCGCAGCCCGGCUCGCGGUGGGGCCGCAUCGCCACCGAGACGCUGCUGCAGCUGCUGGGCAUCAUGUGCGUGCUCUCGGCCUGCUGGACACCGCUGCUGGUGACCAUGCUGCGAAUGGUGUCGGAGCACGGGGCCGGGCCGUGCCGGGGCUGGCAGCGCUGGGAGCCGCGCAGGGAGUGCAACCUGCCGCUGACGGCCGUGCGCCUGGCCUCGCUCAACCAGAUCCUGGACCCCUGGGUGUACCUGCUGCUGCGCCGCAUCCUGCUGCGCAAGUGCCGCCAGGCCGCCAGCGCCGUGUCCCGCUGCUCCAACGCCGAGUGCCGGGACAGGGCCCUCACCCUGUCCGAGGAGAUCCGCCGCACCGCCGCCUGAGGGGCCUGCACCGCAGCCUGAGGGACGUCCCGCAAUGGCCUGAGGGACAUCCCGCAAUGACCUGAGGGACAUCCCACAAUGGCCUGAAGGACCUGCACUGCGGCCUGAGGGACGUCCCGUAACGGCCUGAGGGACCUGCACUGCGGCCUGAGGGAUAUCCCGCAAUGGCCUGAGGGACCUGCACUGGCCUGAGGGACCUGCACUGCGGCCUGAGGGACAUCCCGCAAUGGCCUGAGGGACAUCCCGCAAUGGCCUGAGGGGACGUCCCACAAUGGCCUGAGGGACAUCCCGCAAUGGCCUGAGGGGACAUCCCACAACAGCCUGAGGGACCUGGACCGCGGCCUGAGGGACAUCCCACAAUGGCCUGAGGGACAUCCCACAAUGGCCUGAGGGACAUCCCACAAUGGCCUGAGGGACGUCCCACAACGGCCUGAGGGACCUGCACCGCGGCCUGAGGGACGUCCCACAAUGGCCUGAGGGGAUAUCCCGCAAUGGCCUGAGGGGACAUCCCACAACGGCCUGAGGGGACAUCCCGCAGUGGCCUGAGGGACAUCCCACAACAGCCUGAGGGACCCGCACCGCAAUGGCCUGAGGGACAUCCCGCAGUGGCCUGAGGGACAUCCCACAAUGGCCUGAGGGGACAUCCCGCAACGGCCUGAGGGGACAUCCCGCAAUGGCCUGAGGGGACACUGCACAGAGGCCUGGGGGACACUGCAGUGGCCUGGGGAACACUGCACCAUGGCCUCUGGGACUCUACAGUGGCCUGAAGGGACAUCCCACAAUAGCCCGAGGGACAUCACACAAUGGCCUAGAGGGACAUUGCACAAGACCUGAAGGACAUUCCACUGCAGCCUGAAGGACAUCCCACAAUGUCCUGAGGGACACUCUGCAGCAGCCUGAGGGGACAUUCCCACAGCGCUGAGAGCCACGGCCACCUGGAAACCCUCCUGGGAAUCUGCUCUGCACUGGCACCCCCUCACAGUGUCACUGCUUGGACCCAGAGUGCCACAUUCUUCCUGCAAGGUGCCACAAGUGCUGGGAUACAGCAGGACAGGACACUCCAUGGUCACUGGUGGCUGAGCUGCACAACGGGAUGGGGACAUGGUCCCUGCAGAACGAGAUAAGGGACAUUCCACAGUCACUGCAGACGGGAUGAGGACAUCCCAUGGUCACUGCAGAACGAGAUAAGGGACAUUCCACAGUCACUGCAGACAGGAUGAGGACAUCCCAUGGUCACUGCCACUCGUGGCUGAGCUGCAGAGUUGGGUGAGAACAUCCCAUGGUCCCUGCAAACAGGACAAGGACAUUCCAUGGCCACUGCCACUCGUGGCUGAGAUGCACAGGGGAGCUCUUGUGGGCCUGAAGUAGAGCCUGAGAGGGCCUCUCUUGUUUUAAGGUGGAAAAAAUUGCUUUCCUGACAGCCAACAGAUUCUAGAGAAGGAGUUAGUGAGAAUGUUAUUCAGUAACAUUCCUGAGAAUGUUCGAUACUAACAUUAUCUCCUUCAGAGCAUCCUUCCUCAUUUUUUCUGGAGAGGCAAGAGGAGACAGGGAGAAAAAUCACUGGGAAUAAGGAAAAAAACCCGAAAUUUGAUUGGAUUUCAGUGUCUUAAAACUGAGCAGGGGUGGUGGCAGUGAUGGAACAUCCAUCCCUUCCAGGAACUGAAGGCAGCACGAGUCUCCUGAGUCACAGAUACGUCCUGAUAAACACUCAUCCGCAUGGCAGCUGAAGGGAGCUCGAGGAGGAUUAGCACUGGGGCAAGGGAAGAAAUCCCUGAUUUUUCCCUGUGGAAUGCCCAGACAGGCUGGAAUUGCUACUUGCACAGCACCCUCAGAGCUGCUGGGGGCAGAGGGAGAGGGGCUGGAGCAGGGACUGCAGCUGGUCCUCCCGGGAUCAGUGAGAGCCAGAGCCACUGCUCCCAGGGAAUGCCCCUGUACAGGGGCUGUGUGAGGAAUGGGGAUGGCACUCUGUUCCUGCAGUGCCCUACGGAGUGCCCACAGCAGCACCCCAAAGAGUUCAGCUCCUCCUCCAAAAACACAAACGGGGCAGCUCUGGGAGCUUUUAAUCUGCAGCAGACUGGAAGCAGGGGGUGGAAGUGUGUGAAUUUGUCAGGUCUUUUCCCAAAGAAACUUCCAUGGUUUAGUUACAAACUCAGUUCCAAUCCAUUUGUGCCACACCUGAAGUUUAUUUUUUAAAAAAAGCUGUGUCUUAAUGCAUUUUGGUCACCCUUUUGGAGCUGACAGCCUCUCAUGUCUCCUGUUUUGUGGCCUUCGGGGUGAAGUUAAAUGCAAAUACAAUAAAAUACAGCUUAUAUUCCAUGUGCCAGGCGCUGUGGAAUUCAGGGGUCUUGCAGGCAAAUGAAGUCCUGCAUCUGUGAGGAAUUUCUUGCACAAAACCUUUACUUUUACUCUAUUUAAUUUGUUUAUAAAAGUAACUCCUCAGCAAAGAA
Haemorhous mexicanus (house finch) is the source of this 3604-nucleotide messenger RNA. RefSeq names its product prostaglandin E receptor 3 (gene PTGER3). Gene Ontology annotation, molecular function: prostaglandin E receptor activity. Lineage: Eukaryota; Metazoa; Chordata; Aves; Passeriformes; Fringillidae. Gene Ontology annotation, cellular component: plasma membrane. The transcript has 2 exons. The record is from RefSeq and is a predicted model, not a curated record. The coding region runs from base 72 to 1157 and encodes 361 amino acids. Gene Ontology annotation, biological process: intestine smooth muscle contraction; negative regulation of gastric acid secretion; inflammatory response.